AUGAAAGGCCAGUGCCCAGAUUGCAAUGAGGAAGGUUUUAUCAAAAUCAUUGAUCCUAGAACUGGCAAGUGUGAAAGAUGUUGGCCUUGCCCCGAAUGUCCGGAGGGUGCAGGUUCCUCUGUUCAGUGCAGAUCAAGUGUACCAAAGGGAACAGACAUUCACUGUGUAUCUUGCAUCAUGGGCAUAAACUUCUCUAACAGCCCAAGUACUGAAAUGUGCCAACCUUGUGGGGUCUGUUCCGGGAAGCACAAGCAUGUCUCAGCCGAAUGUACCCCAUCUAGUGAUGUGGAAUGUGAAUGUGACAGUGGAUUUUAUCAAAACAAAACAACCCAUGAAUGUCAGUCAUGUGAUUCUUGUUGCUUCAGUGAUGCUGAUGAUAACAUCAUUGAUAAAUGUCAGAAAGAUGAUGAAAUCAAAGAGAAUGAACAAUCCACGAUCAGACCCUCUACAUUCAUUGCAACAUCCUCAUCUUUAUUCAAAUCAAUCAAGAUCCAUACAACUGUAACUCCUUUUCUUCCAGGCCUUACUAGUAUUACAGUUCCUUCAAGGACCAAGCCAAUCCAAUCUACAUCAACAAGUGUUUCAUCUUCAAAUCAAAAGCAUGAUGUGGUACCUACAGAAAAUGUGAUCAUUGUGUCUGUACAUAAAACAGUACAUGAACAUGGUGAAAUUAUGAAGUGGAUCAAAGGAAUGACAUGCAUUCUGAGUGUUUCUUUACUAUGUGGUUUUUCAAUCUACCUGUUUAAAAAAAUAAGGAAAAACAGAUGAAGCAGAAAUCUACAACAGUUAGAUGAAUUUUCUCCUUUAAAUAAGAGUGAAGUGGACAGCCCCUACAGGAGAAGGAAGUUUAAUGGACACUGCACCCAUGGUGCUGCAGAUGGAUCAAGAAAAAAUUCAAAUACAGUUUACAGUAACAAACAUAAUGAAGUUGUAACAGGAGAUCAGCUUGAGAACAUGGCUGAGAAAGGUUCAGUUCAGAAAGGAAUUCCAUCAUCCCUUGAUGGUAAACCUUCAAAUUCCACAGAAAAAGGUUAGAGAAAUUAUGGAAAACUAAUGACUCAAUAAUCUAAUAUUUUGAUUGUAUAAUUAGAAAUUUAAGGGUUAAUUACCCAGCCAAAAUCGUGAUAGCUAGCUUUGGAGAAAUACAACACAGAGCCAUUUGAAGUGAUUGUGAUUUCUAUAAUAGAAAUAAUUGCAUUUAGUAUUUCCUUAUUCAUUACAGUAAUUACAUAAUACUUUUUACCAUUCUUCUCCUUUGAAUCCUUCAAAAGAUUCAAAGUCAUUUAUUUUUGUUUCUGUCUGGCAAAAAAUAUUUAAGAAUUCAAGUUUCUAGCCUUUAAAAUGGUUCAUCACAAGACGAGGUCCUCACUUACAGUGAAUUUUGAGAGAGUAAAUUAUGCAUGGUCUACAAACCUAUAAGAAAGUUUUUAGAUAUUAAAUUUUGCCACCACUGUUAGUGACAUGUCUCAUACUUUAAAUUGAAAAUAUGACACUAAUUUUGUCAUUUUGAUUCUUAUCCACUAGUUGUUGAUGUGCAAGGGGAAAACCAUAGAGCAGGCCAUAACUUAAUUCCACCUCCUCAACCUGUGAAGGAUAACCUUGGGUAUUCAACCUACAUAACAGAUGUACCUACACCUGUCAUCCAUGAAAUGUGCAUGCUACUUGACAUUGAAAGAGUCUCAGAUGAGAAUGACUAUAAGAUGCUGGGAUGUGAACUUGGCCUUACAUCAUCAGAGAUCACUUUGAUCAAACAAAAAAGUAAAAACCCAUCUCACGUGCUUCUCAUGGAAAAGUUCGCAACCAAGCCAAAUUCUGGAACACUUAAUCAUCUCAAAUCCAUAUUGACAAAACUUGAGCGAUAUGAUGUCAUUCAGGUUAUUGAUAAAUGGGUCCAAAAUCAAACAUCGCAAACAAAUUAGAAAUUAGUCUGUAGAUAAUUGAAGUUCACUUAGCCCUCUAACUCCCAAAAGUGAUUAACAAGUAACUUCUUCCUGUCUUCUCCAUACUUUAUCCAGCAAACAGGUAAUGAGAAAAUUCAAACUCAUCAGGUAGAAGUUUUUAUCUUGAUCUAACGCCAAAUUUCUUGUUACUAAUUUACUAAGGGAAGGAAUAAACAAUCAGAACUUAGGAGUUAACCCUUUAACUCCCAGAUCAAAUUUGUAAUUCUCCUUAUUGUCAAUCAUACAAAUCUUGUAUUGUAUUGAUAUUGUAAGGAGAAAUUCUGUCUUGGUCACUCAGGGGAGUUUAAGGGUGAAAGGGUUAACUAAGCAAAAAAAAAGAUCUUUGUUUUCAUCAAAAACCAUAAAAAGUUUCUCAGAGUAUUUUUAAAUGAGAUUGAAUUGAUAUUGAGUCAACGCCUUGAAAGUAAAGUCAUUUUAUAGCCUUCAAACCUGGAGAAAAAAAGUUACAAAAAGUAGGAAAGGGUUAGGGGUUAAAGAAAAUCUUACUCCUGCAGGCAGGCUCUAUGUUUUAGUUGGUGAACAAGGUUUCAAAAAAAAUCUUGUUUCUGGAAUGGCCAGAAAAAAUUUAUUCCUGCAAACUGUAAAUUUCCCGCUGGCCCUUCCUGUCACAUUUGUAAAUAUCAAGACUAUGCAUCUGAAAUACUUUUUAGAUCUUAUAAUUUUAAUAUUCUAUUUUUAAAUCUUUCAAAAUCAAAUUUUUCCUAAGUUUGGCCCAGUGAUAAUUAACUAUUUCCUUUAAUAUAUAUUUUUAUCAUUUUUCAGCCUAAAAACUGCCUUCCAUAAAAAUAUCGCACUAUCUAUUUCACCUUUAUAUAGUUAUUUACAGUUACACGUUUGAUUCUGAAUAGUUUUGUCCACCAGCAUUUUAACAUGACAUUUUGAACCCUUUCACGGAAGCCUCGAUGGUUAUCCACUUGGAACCAAUAAUAUAGCGUGACUUCCCUUCUAGAAUUUUAAACACAUUUAACUGUCCGUUUCAAACACAAAUGAAUGAAAUGCGUUUUAGAGCAUUUCAUUCAAAAUAGCUUGCAAAAAGCGUCGUAUUUCGGUGGAUAAUAAUCUUAAUAGUCUUCAUAAUAUAGAUGCUUUAGGAAAAUCAUUAACCAUAAAAAAAAAAGACAUAUUUCGUUCGUCCAGUGAAUCUCUGUUACCCAUGCAGUUAGUUAGUCCCGAUCCUGUUAACUUAGAUAGCUGAAUUAAAUAAACAAAAGCUUGGAUAAAACGAGGUUCCUUGGUUUAGCUUCUAUUUUUGGUUCUUCUUCUUAUUUCUCUUCUUCUUCUCCCUCUUCUUUUGAAUGGCCUUUGACCUUUGAAAAGAUGCUGACUCAUUGAAAUUUAACUUUUUUGGUUGAUUAGGGUUAGAUUUGCAUCCACCUCAAUCGCUCUCAAGCACAUUGUAAGAAUUUUCAUUCCUAAAAUUGAAGAAAUUAAACGAUACGAGAAAAUUGUACAACUUCGACGAAAAGAGAAAUGUAAAGAAAAAAACAUAAUAAGAAGCCAAGUGUGUCCUUGCAAGUCUUGUUUUGUGGAUUUGAUGCACUGAUUUUGAUAAAGACGCUUGCUCAGCACAAAGCAGACAAUGAACGGCUGCAUCAGUAAUCAAUAGCGAGCGUGCGUGCUUCAAGGCGGGUCGCGUGAUCAUUUGCACAUUAACAAAACAAAAACCAAAAUCUUCAAAACUUUGGAUGGGCUAGUACUUUAUAAUUAACUCCGAUUGAACUUAAAAAGGCGACCAAUGUCUUCGCUAGGUUCGUCAGGCGCAGGAUUUUUCAUUAAGAUCGUGGCGUAGAAGUUACUAAUCGAAAUAGUGUUUUUUCUCUUCCGUCUUUUCGCUCUUUUUACUUUCAUUACCAUACAAAGAGUUGUGCAAAUUGUAAAAUUCUCUUCCUUGCUACCUCCUAUCACAUUUUUAAAUAUUCAGACCAUUCAUUCUGUGUACUUUUAUAUACUUUGUAUUUUUUUUUUUUGUAAUAUUUCAAAUUAAAUUUUUUUUCAUAGUUUGGCUCAGUGAUAACCAUUUUUUUUUGUUUUUUUUUUUUUGUUUGUUUGUUUUUUUUUUUACCCUGAAAGCCACCUUCUAUAAAGAUAUUGCACCGGUUAUUUUUACACACUUAUUUAAUGAUAUUCUGUUAACUCAGUCUGACCUAAUUUCUCCACCAGCAUUUUGACAUGACAUUUUUAACCUUUAAACCAAAGCCACAAUGAUAAUCCGCUUGGUAACUUCUAAAAUUGCAAUGAAUGAAAUGCUUAAUUAGCUUGGAGACAGCAUUAAUACCUCUGGAAAAAAAAAGUUCAAAUAAUAAUACGGCUUGAGAAUAAUCAUGCACCAUUAAAAACAUAUUUCGUCAGUGCGUUGAAUCAAUUUGAAACCCAAGCAGCUAUUUGGUCCCCAUCCUGUUAACUUAGCUGAAGUAAAAUGAACGAAAGCUCUGGAAAUACGAGGUUCAUUGUUCCAGCUUUUUUUUUUUUUUUAAUACCCUUUGAACUUCACAACAUGCUGACUCAUGGGAAUUUUUACAUUUUUUUUCAUGUACGCAAAAGUCAGAUUUGUCCUCAGCUCAGGCGGUGAUGCAAGCACAUUAACAAAAUUUCAUUCUUUAAAUGAUCUUAAAUGGAAGACAUCAAAAUAUACAAGAAAAGCAUACUACUUCGGAAAAAGAAAAUUUUAACUAAAUUGACAGAACUGUUGAAAGAAGAAGCCGAGUGUGUCGACGCUAGUCUUGUUUUGUGAAUUUGAAGUUUUGACGAAAACGCUUGCUCAGCACAACAUAGUGCUGAGCAAGCGUUUCCGUCAAAACCGGCUUCAAAUCUACAAAACAAGACUCGAACGAAAAGUGCUUCAAACACAUCAAACGGACGUGCUUUAAGUCACAUCACUCGAAAAUUACGAUCAUUUGCAUAUGGCGAAAAAAGAAAAAAUCAAUUAAUGUUACGCUGUUUCCUUUCUUUCUGAUAAACUUCAAUCUCUGGUUGUAUCUAGUUCAUUUCUCGCUCAAGGUAUGUAGUACUCGAUGCUUAGGCUGAUCAAGGCUGUAGGAAUUAGCUAAGAAGCAAGUCAAUCUAAAACUUUGAGGGAAAUAGUUUAAAAAAAUUUUCUCAUACUUUAUGUUCUUCGCAGAAAAUGGCUUCUUUCGCGUUUCCCGAAGAAAGCUUAAUCUGCAAAAUGACAGCGGCGAUCUUGCUGGUCCUCAUCUCAACUGUAAGUAAGAAAUGAUUGGUUAUUAGUUGGGAUUUCACACAUUUGAUUAAAAGUUUUUGUAGAACCGAUUUUCAACAUUUCUAGUGCUAGAAUCGACAAUGGAAUUUGAUCUAUGAAAUUUAGACCUAAUUGCCAAAUCAAGAUGUAGGUAAUCCAAGAUAAGAGUGAAUUUUUCGUUUGGCUUCAUAAUAGUCUAUGUUUCUUUUUUGUCUCUAUUUAAGUUCUGUCCUUCAUUAAAAAUUAACUACCGGUAACGCCUCUUUACAAGUUUUUGCUUUGAUUUGCGAAAUUUGGACCAAGCAUCAAAACUCUUCACACACGAUUUUAAAAUACUAUGGUGGAGUUUUUAGCAUGGAAUUUAAGUAACUUCCCUGCGAACAAGCGGCCCCUAAUGCUGACUAGGAUAAUAUUGCUGUCGAGAAAGACGAUAUCGAUAUCUGGGCUGCAUUGUGUUAGGGCAUAUAAUUCCUCGGGCUUACAUGAUAUGCCCUGACGUAGGCAUACAUGGCAACUAUCGACUCGAUUUCAACCGCUAAAAUAGCGGACCUUUCCGAAGGAGGACUUCUCUCUAGUGGCCUCACUGGUACUUUUGCAAACUUAGAUAGAUUUUUCGUAGCCCAUGGGUUUGGAUUAUGUUUGUAUGCGAUUCUGUUUGAUUUCCCUUGAAUGGUCAGAACAAGCGCAAAUGUUAUGUCCUGACGAUUCGAGAAUUCUAUCGAUCGAGGUUGUCAACCAUGUGUAAUAAUCAAAACUGUAAUGCCCUUUUCCACAUAAAUUUAUGCUGCUAUAAUAUUUGAUAAGUUACAUCUAUAGAGCCGCUAUCUUAGCCACGUAACUGAUAUGAUUAAGGCAAGGAACUGGUGAUGUAAGUUUGAAUUUCCGAAAUUAAGUAAAAGAAAGAUUUCGCACCAAAAAAUAAGCAGUCGUAAUGGUCACAUAAUAUUUUGAUAGACUUAAUAACCGUUGCUUUCACGCCUGAUUAUGCUAUGGUUAAUGCUCCAUUUUACCAUUUUUUGCUAGGUCCCUGCGCGAGUGGCAUCGGCUCGAUGCCCAGAUUGUACGGGCGAGAUAAAAAGAAUUAAUUCUACAGGCAAAUGCCACAGUUGUUUUCCUUGCCCAGAAUGCAUUGAGGGAUAUUCAACUUCAUCUGUCCCUUGCGGAGCGACUAUUCCUUAUGAGAGAGAUAUACAUUGUGUGGAAAUCCUACAGCACCCUCAGGAAAGUUCACAAACAAGCCAUGCAAUUUUUGCAUCUGGAACAGUUACCUCUCCUUCCCAGAUUUUCGCCACCACGGCAAAUUUGGUCAUUUCUGCCACUAGCUCCUUCGUUCGUGCUGGUUCCAGCAUCAUUCAAGAAAGAGAAUCUAAGUCAACUAAAGACCCGAACACUGAGAACAUAUUGCCACCAUUUGGCAGUUAUUCAAACAACACCAUCAUAUUCACAUUGUUUGCAAUAUCUCUGGUGAUCUUAUCAGUGGCUAUUGUGUUUAAGUUGCAAAAGAAAAAUAAAGGUAGAAGUCAGUCAGCAGUAACUACAGUUGAUGCACUUCCAUCCUUGCCAGGGCAAUCAUUGUCAGAGCAAGAUCAUGAAACUUGUCAUAUUGAUUUAGGAACAAACUGUGUCAUUUAUCAAGGUGCCCAUUCAAGUGAGAUGGGAGACGACACAUUGCCAGGUUUGACUCAUGGGACUGGAAAUAAUGGUUCAGGUAAUUAUUGUCAAACCUAUUGUUGAUUGAUCUACAUUUCCAAAAUGUCAGCUGUUAGAUCAGAGAGUAAGAAACUGACCAGAACUGUUUGCACUCAUGUACACAGCUUUUAAAAAUACAGUUGCUGUGUUAAUUAUUCUUUAACUUAUCUUAUUUCUUGUUUCAUUUUUCUUCCAAAGUAUGGUUAAAUAUGGUGACCUCAUGCUUAACAGCUAGGCAUCAGUAAGGGUUGAUACUAAUCUCAUGUCUAAUAUAUUCCCUUUCUCCUUUCAGGCACCAUUUGUGAUAAAUGAACUUGAGGCUGUGAUUAUGCAGUCUCUCUGUUUUUUAUCUUUGCUAGUCAUAUAUUUAAAAAAAAUGUUAAUUUUAUUGUAAUUAUACUACACCCAUUAGUGUCAACCACCACUAUGGUUUUUGAAGGCUGACAUUUCAGACAGUAACCCUUUGCAUUGCAGUAGCUAAUUCAAUUUGCUGAUUAGCAAUUUAUUAAUUUACCCAAAGCAGACAGAGUUGAGGUAGUAGCACAGCUUCCAGGUACUCCUUCUUGCAUUGAUGAAACACCAAGGGAUUUACACCAACCAACUGACAAGAACACAUUACACCCAAACUUUGUACCUUGGCUGGUGCCUGCUCCCAUGGGUGAGUGUUGGUUUUAGUGCCUUGUACAUAUGAGUAUUCAGCUUCAUUUUAAUUCUCUAUUAAUUUGGAAUUUGUACAUGAAUUAAGCAAAAACAUACAAUUCAAAGAAAACUGAAAUUAUAUAACCUUGUCUGCACUUCCCACAAAAGAAGAAAAACUGUUUUUCAAACCAGACAUGUUAAGUCACUAUGACUGCAUGUUUUAUGAUGUAAAUAUUCAAGAACUGGAAUAAUUUUUUUCCAGUAAUGCAGUACAGCACUUAGUAUGUACCAAGCUGAACAUAUAAAUUAAUUACAAACCAGGUGAUAUUGAAGGAUAAUUAAUGUACAGCUGCAAGAAGGGAGAUUUGCUAAUCAGAUCUUGGGAGUGAAAGGGCUAAGAGGCCUUGUAGGUAUCCAAUUUAAAAAGAAGCCAGAAUACAGUAAUAUUGUGCUCUUUUUUCUACAUACAGGCGACAUGGAAUGGGGGAGGGGGGUCCUGUCCAUAAUUUAGAGUGUGUUAGAAACAGUUCUGGAGUGUUAUUCUAUACAUGAACAGAACUCUUCAAAUAUGAUGUGUCAACUAAUUUUGACACUGAUUGUAGCUGCAUCUAGGAGGAACAGGUUCACUUUAAUUGUGAGGAAUUAACUGCUAUGUAACUUUUUCAUUUAACAUAAUGAAGUUUAAAGUACAGUUUAAUCUUGGAGUGGAAAACUGAAUAUAAUAAACAACCCUGACAUGGUGAUCAAAUCUCUAUUAUGUUAAAUUCUGAUUAUCCCAUAAAUUCCACUUCAAGUUUCAGUAUCCACCUAGUUGAAACUAAGCUAUUUACUAAAUAGACAUAAUUGUUUUAUUUGUUAUAGGACUUAGGAAAAAAUCUACAUCCACCUCCACAACAGGGCUUUUUGACCAAACAGCUUCUUUACCACAAAUUUCUGAUAUUCCCCAAGAAUUCCUUAACUCUCUGCUCAGCCAAAAAGUUGCCAAGAUACGUAACAAGUUUUACUGCAAGAUUUGUCAGAAACUGGAUGUUUUGCAGGAUAUAAGUUGUAAUGAUUAUCGCCUCCUUGGGGAAAAAGUUGGUGUGGACAAAGAUGCCAUCUUGUUGCUAAAACAGAAGGGUAAUCAAACACAGGAAAUCUUACGGCACUUUGACUCAAAGAAAGAAACCUGUGUGGAAAGAUUUAAAAUCAUUCUUGAAGACAUGGAAAGAGAUGAUGUUGUUACUGUAAUCAAGGACUGGAUUCUGUUUGAGUGGCAAGAAAAUAUUCAGCCCUCAAGAGUGAUUUAG
Pocillopora meandrina is the source of this 8774-nucleotide messenger RNA. NCBI's taxonomy places the organism in Eukaryota, Metazoa, Cnidaria, Anthozoa, Scleractinia, Pocilloporidae. The record is from the annotation of a GenBank genome assembly.